AUGCGUAUACCUCUCCUCCUCAUCCUCCUGCUCCAGACCAUCGCGGUCUCCAGCGUGGGCAUCAGUCUCCCACCCCCUCCCCACGACCCUCCACCCACCGACCACGCCGUCCAAUUCCCGUGGAAAUCCCAGCGGGCCAACGCGGCCGACCACACCACCAGAACCCAACUCUACGCGCUCGCCGCCCAACAGCAACAGCAGCAACCGCACUUCGCCCACUACCUGCAACACUACCUGGGUAACACCGGGACGGACGCCGACAUCUCGCCGGACGAGCUGCUGGCCGCACUACCCCGCUUCUACGAGGAGGUGCAAACGCUGGUGACCUUCAAGGCGCGCCUGGCCGCCCAGGAUCUGGUCGCGGGCGGACGGCCCACCGUCCUCUUCAGCAGCUUCUGGCACGAAUACGCCACCACCGGCGAGGAAGGCUGGGAUUGGUUCCUCGCGCUGGACCGUUUCCUGUACAGUGUCACGGGCGCGGUGCAGCUGGCCGCGGACAGCAGAGCGGAACCCAAAGUGCAGUUUCGGGUGGAUGUGCUGCGCCCAUUUGAUUUUUCGGCCGGCCGAGAGAUCGUGCUCGGUCGAUAUGAGUAUCGCGACGCGCAGCUGGUCGACUUGCAGGUCAAGGGGCUGGCGCGGGAGUUUGUGAUUCGAGGGUCGAGCCAGGGGUAUUACCUGGAGCAGCAGCAGCAGCAAAAACAGGAGGAGGGGGAGGACAGCACGGUAUCCGUAAACCCAUAG
Aspergillus aculeatinus CBS 121060 is the source of this 741-nucleotide messenger RNA. RefSeq lists its product as uncharacterized. Lineage: Eukaryota; Fungi; Ascomycota; Eurotiomycetes; Eurotiales; Aspergillaceae. Bases 1 to 741 code for a protein of 246 amino acids. The transcript has a single exon. The record is from RefSeq and is a predicted model, not a curated record.